Dictyostelium purpureum is the source of this 775-nucleotide messenger RNA. RefSeq lists its product as uncharacterized. The record is from RefSeq and is a predicted model, not a curated record. The transcript is spliced from 3 exons. Bases 75 to 662 code for a protein of 195 amino acids. NCBI's taxonomy places the organism in Eukaryota, Evosea, Eumycetozoa, Dictyosteliales, Dictyosteliaceae.
AAAAAUUUAAGUUUUUUAAAAAAACAUACAAAUAAUAACAAUAAUAAAAACAAAAAAUUUAUAAUUUCUAAAAAAUGUCUUAUGAUUGCCUUCCAGAGAUUAUUAAAAAAGAAACAUUACCACCAACUAAUGAAGUUCUUUGCUUUGAUACUUUAGUAAAUGUGCCCCCAAAACAAAAAGUUAUCCAUAAAUUAACAGAUCCAUCAAAUUACUGUUAUUCAAGAAAAAGACUUGUUAUUGUCUCAGAAUCUUCUGAUUCUAACUGCGGUCCAUCUAAUCUCUUAGAUGAUUCUAGAUCAUUCAAUACUCUUCGAAUUGAUUAUGUCCAAGCUAAUACAUAUCCAAACUUCAAUAAUGGUUAUCCAGUUCAACUAAAUUUCGAUGAUAUGAGUAUCCAGCAAACCCAACCAAAUGUUUUGCAAACCGUUCAAACCCACUCAAAUUUCCAUGAUUUGAGUACCCAGCAAACCCAACCAAAUGUAUGGCAAAUUGUUCAAACUGGAACCCAACCAACCCCAGAAGAGCUAGAACGUCAAACUGCAUUAAGGAUGCAACAAAUUCGUCAAUAUCAUAUCCGAGAACAAGAAAGAGUGCAAUUAAAUGAUCCACAACAGACUCUACGACAACAACAAUACUCACAAUACACAAAAUACCUUCUAUAACCACAACCAACUAUACUACAAUCGCAAUUACAACAACCUUAUAUAAAAAUUUAUGUAUAAAUAAUUAUAAACAAUGUUUUUAUAAUGAAAUAUAUUUUUAAUUAUUAUAAAUU